Molecule: messenger RNA, 3141 nt
Organism: Fusarium odoratissimum NRRL 54006
Lineage: Eukaryota; Fungi; Ascomycota; Sordariomycetes; Hypocreales; Nectriaceae
Exons: 2
Coding region: 1-3141 (1046 amino acids)
Biological process (GO): DNA-templated transcription; regulation of DNA-templated transcription
Cellular component (GO): nucleus
Molecular function (GO): zinc ion binding; DNA binding; DNA-binding transcription factor activity, RNA polymerase II-specific
Source: RefSeq, a predicted model, not a curated record
AUGUCCGGCGGUGCCAUUUCGAACCCUCAACAUGCCCAACAGGCCUCCGAUUCCGGUCCCCAACUCUAUCGUGACGUUCCUGACUUGUACGCUGUGCCUCCUCCCUCUUACAGCGUCUUAAUGGAUUUUACAAACUUCGACGAUUUUGCGUUUGCUUACCAUGGUCUUCCUGACCAGUCUUCUCUCGUUUCCGUAGCAGAUCACACCCUCACGUCACAAUCUCCCACUGCGUUUCCCCAGCACCAGGCCAUGUCUGGCCUUGCACAUAGCGGUCUGCCGUUCGGCACCUUGCCUACGGGCAACCGCAGUCAGGGCAUGGAAGGCUCCGAAGCCUCCCCAGAUCGGACAUCUCCCGCAUCCAACGCCUUCGAAGACCCGACUAUCGAUGAGUUUGGUUUGGCUUCCCGUAACCGUGCGGAUGGCACAGAUCUAGGUGGUAAACCUAAGGAGGAUAAAGCCGAUGCCACACCUGCAUGGAGUGGACUUCAGACAAAGGCUGGCAAGGAAAGAAAACGCCUUCCCCUCGCUUGCAUUGCAUGUCGCCGAAUGAAGAUCGGUUGUUCAGGCGAGAAACCCACCUGCAAGCACUGUCUACGCUCAUGUAUCCCAUGUGUCUACAAGGGUACGACUCGGAAGGCUGCGCCUCGGACAGAUUACAUGGCUAUGCUCGAUAAGCGACCGAAGCGCAUGGAAGAACGCGUCAUCAAGGCCAUAUCCAAGUCCGAUCAGGAAGUCGCAUCAUCUGUAACUCGCCACGUGGCCAAACCGGCGAUGCCAGGAACUGUACCUUCCAGUAAGCCAACUAAGAAGCGCGGCGCCGAGGAAGCAUUCGGGCCUGAUCUGGAAGCUUGGGCGAAGGCGCCUUCGGAGUCAAAGGUUGAGGGAGAUGAUGGGCCCAGCAGCUUACAAGUCCAGGAAGGGGAGGAGAAUAAGCUGCAAUAUGAAGGCACCGAAGUCCUCCCCUCCAAGGAGAUACAGGAGCAUCUGGCAGAGGUGUUUUUCGAUACCAUCUGUGGUCAAUCUUACCAUCUUCUACACAAGCCAAGCUAUAUGCGAAAGUUAAAAUAUGGCACACUACCUCCGGUGCUUGUUCUCACAGUGUGCGCUGUAGCUGCUCGUUUUCCCUCAAACCCCCUAGUGAAUUCUUCAGGGCCUGAAUUCUUACGCGGCGAAGAAUGGGCAUCAUACGCUCGAUAUAUUUGCACCAGACGAUGCGAAUGGCCAAACCUCACCAUCUUGACAUGUAUUCUCAUUUUGGGCCUUCAUGAAUUUGGAACGUGCCAGGGCGGCCGUAGCUGGGCCUUGGGCGGGCAAGCUAUCCGAAUGGCUUUCGCUCUCCAGUUACAUAAAGACUUGGAAUACGAUCCCUCGGGCCGUAAUGGCACCAAAACGCAGCUCAGCUUCAUUGAUCGAGAGAUUCGGCGACGCAUAAUGUGGGCCUGCUUUCUCAUGGAUCGCUUCAACUCUUUUGAGACAGAUCGACCCAUGUUCAUCAGGGAGGAUACAAUUCAGAUUCCUCUGCCGGUAAAGGAAAGGUACUUCCAAUUCGACAUGGCUGUGCCCACCGAGAUGUUGGACGGUCGAGUUCCUCAUCCGCCGUCGGCCAACGACGGACAAAUCGCUGAUGUGCGAGAGAACAUGGGAGUUGCGGCCUUCCUGAUUCGAGCCAUUGCCUUAUGGGGACGGAUCAUCACUCACCUGAGCCAAGGGUGUAAGGAUCUAGACCCCAAUCCAUUGUGGGAGGACGAGUCUCACUACAUGAAGCAUCUCAAUGAUGUUGUAAACCUUGAGGCUAGUUUGCCCUCGUCACUGAACUACUCUGCAGAGAACCUCGAGCUCCACAAGACAGAGAACAUGGCAAGUCAGUUCCUUUUCAUGCAUAUCUGCCUGCAGCAUAACAUUCUCUUUGUGAGUCGAGCUGCUAUGUCAGAACGAAAGCAAUAUGGUGUACAUGAUGAUUUCUCCUCUGAAGCAAGCAAGAGGGCCUUCAACGCUGCGAACCGAAUAUCCGAGCUUCUUCGUGAGGCUGAACAGUCGCGAAGCUUUGUUUCGGCCCCGUUUGCUGGAUACUGCGCCUUUUCCUCGACAACAGUUCACAUCUUGGCUAUUAUCUCUCGCAAUCCUUCCAUGAAGCCAACAGCCGAGGCCAGUUUAGCUACCAAUGUCAAGUAUCUUCACAAAAUGAAGAAGCAUUGGGGCAUGUUUCACUGGAUGGUGGAGAACGUUCGUACUCAGCAUCUAAAUGCCUUGGACUCUAUGAGUGCUGGUGCGAAUGUCCAAGAACGCGCCACACAGUCAUCUUUUCUUCAAUAUGGAGACUGGUUUUACCGUUACCCUCACGGUCUUUCUGACGCUGAGUUCAUGAACCCUGCCACUCACAAACGAAAGGAUUCAGGAGCAGACGGCGUCCUCGAAGCGAAGCCCAAACUACAAUCAGUAGAGGAAUACUUCUCCACGCUUCCGACACCACAGAGUGCCGAGCAUAAGGGUACCAUCCGUGCAGCAGCCCCCAAAAGAAAACAGAGCGCCAAGAAACAGGCCGGUAUGCCAGCACAACCUGGCCAGCAUCUCGAGUCCUUGCAAUGGACAGAUGCAGACUCAGUUUCUCCAGCGGGAGCUCAGGAACGUAGAUUAUCGAGUGGAUUGGGAUUGCAAACCAGCAAUGCUGCCGGGUUCAGCCCCCUCGCAGUAUCAAACCCACAGACCGCAGCUUUCAGCACAGCCAUGUCACCUAUGAGCCUGGCCAACAUGACCGCCUGCUCCCAUUACGCUCACACCCCCAUCUUCUUCCCACCGGAACUGCUUGCUAUGAACUUUGGGCAGGGUGCAAAUGGAAACAUUGACCCACUUGACCGUCAACUUGUCUUUGGAGGAUACUCGAUGGACGCCACAGGUUUGGGUGGUGCCCAGGAUAUAAUGAGCGGUCUUGACUUGGAUGCGGUCGCUUCAGGAGCUCAGCCAGAUGUAGGCUUGAAAGGUCGGCGGCCUACUGGUAAGCCAGGCGUGAAUGGGCAAACGGCCGGUAUGGCUGAUGGAGCAGGACUGAGCGGACCAGAAGCGUCGUCUGCGUGGCUCAUACCACUCAACAUGGGUGGAAAUGACCCACCCAUUUACGAGAGUGUUUGGCGGAGGAGGCAGUAG